AGGGCGGUGGGAUUCCUCUGACCUGCUUUGGUUUGGUUGGGUUCGGCAGCGGCCUCGGACUCUGCGGUCUCCUUUGAUGGCAGAGAAGAGAAAGCAAUACGGAGAGCAGAGGAAGAAGUGAAACGCCCAGUGAACAAAACCCACACGCACUGAAACCUCCUCCCAUCCAACUUAUUAGCCCUCUCUCUCUCUCUCACACACACACACACUCUCUCUCUCUCUUCUAAGGUGAGCCGCUAUUUCUUUCUCUGUGUGUGUGUGUGUGUGUGUGUUUGUGUUGGUGACUGCAUGUUUGUGUUGGAGUAUUCAAAUUCUUUGAUCAAACCGGGGGUUUGGUUCUGAUUUUGGUCUUGUCGCUGUAUUUUACUUCCCCAUUGAUUGUGUCAAUCGAGUUUCUUCAUCUGUCGCUGAUUUUCCUCUUUCCUGGUUCCUUCCGUAAUCUUCUUGUUUUCUUGAUUGACUCGUCUGCUGGUUCUGACUAAUUUUUGGCAUCUAUUCUUCAAUCAUUCUUUUGGUGGUGUUUUUCUUAUGGGGUUUUUCUUUCUGUCCUCUUGCUUUGCAGUAGCCAGUGAUUUACGUUGAUUUUUUGUUUGUGAUGAAAAGAUUGGAUUAGUUUUUUUUUUUGUGUCAGACUACUAGGGUUGAGAUUCCUACUCCUUGCAGAUUAGUCUUGUGCUUAGCUGAUUUGGGGAAGGCUUUCAUUGCUACCGGUUGCUUCAGGGCCGAGUCCCUAAAUUUCUGAUACAAGGCAUUUGGAAAUGGUUUACACUAGGUUUUGUAUGGGAAGCUUGAAAUAGUAUUGAAUAUUAGUUGGCACUACUGGUGCAAUGGGUGGGUUUUGCUCGAGGAGAUCUGUUGAAGAUGGCUCAACAGGUGGAAGCUUUCCACAUGUCAAUGGUCAUUUUAAGUAUGGUUCUGGAAUGGUAUAUCAGUCUCGUGGGCCGGAUGCCAACGUAAAUAACAAUCCUACGCCAUCUCAAGUUGUGGAAACUGUGGAUAAGCAAUUAGGGGAGUCCGUUACAUUUCCUGAGACGGAUACAAUCUCACAUGGGAUGACUGCGGCUGAUAUCAAUGAUGGGAUUCCAAAUCUGCCUCGGGCUUUAUCAUACAAAUCAAGAUCAACAAAGUCGAAACAGGCUGCCGUUGCGAAGGUUUCAGAAGUGAGUUCCCUCUUGGGCAGAGCAGGUACUGCUGGACUUGGGAAGGCGGUAGAAGUUUUGGAUACACUUGGUAGUAGCAUGACAAAUUUAAACCUUAACAGUAGUUUUGUUUCGGGGGUGACGACAAAGGGAAUUAAGAUUUCAAUUUUGGCUUUUGAAGUUGCAAAUACAAUUGUUAAGGGUGCGAAUCUUAUGCAAUCUCUUUCAAAGGAAAGCAUUAGACAUUUGAAAGAGGUGGUGCUUCCCUCAGAAGGUGUGCAACGAUUAAUAUCAAAAGAUAUGGAUGAACUACUUAGAAUUGCUGCAGCUGACAAGAGGGAUGAAUUAAGGAUUUUCUCUGGUGAGGUAGUCCGUUUUGGAAAUCGUUGUAAAGAUCCUCAGUGGCACAAUUUGGAGCGUUACUUUGAGAAGCUGGGUUCAGAAUUUGCAACCCAAAGGCAAUUGGAAGAAGAAGCAGAAACCAUAAUGCAGCAAUUGAUGACCUUGGUCCAGUGUACUGCUGAACUAUAUCAUGAGUUAAAUGCUGAGGACCGAUUUCAGCAAGAUUAUCAGCGCAAGCAGCAAGAAGAGGAUAACUCAAAUGCUGCUCAAAGAGGAGAUAGCCUUGCAAUCUUACGGGCCGAAUUGAAAAGUCAGAAGAAGCAUGUGAAAAGUUUGAAGAAGAAAUCACUCUGGUCCAGGAUUUUAGAAGAGGUAAUGGAGAAGCUUGUAGACAUUUUCUAUUUCUUACAUUUGGAGAUCCAUGAGGCUUUUGGUAUUGCUGAUGGAGAUAGACCCGUGAAAAAUAACAAUAUAAAACUGGGAUCCGCUGGUCUUGCAUUACAUUAUGCAAAUAUUAUUACUCAAAUUGAUACACUUGUAACCCGAUCAAGUUCUGUGCCUCCAAAUACGAGGGAUUCUCUAUACCAAGGACUGCCUCCUAGUAUAAAGUCAGCUUUGCGCUCCAAGUUGCAGUCAUUUCACCUCAAGGAAGAGCUUACGAUUCCCCAGAUCAAAGCUCAAAUGGAGAAAACAUUGCAAUGGCUUGUUCCUAUGGCUACAAACACAACUAAAGCACAUCAUGGCUUCGGUUGGGUUGGAGAAUGGGCAAAUACUGGGUCUGAUGUGAACAGGAAGCCUGCUGGGCAGGCCGACAUAAUCCGAAUAGAAACACUGCAUCAUGCUGAUAAGGAGAAAACUGAAGCUUACAUUCUAGAUCUAGUAGUGUGGCUUCACCAUCUUGUUAGCCAAUCAAGGGCCGCUAACGGGGGAAUGAGGUCCCCUGCUAAAUCCCCAAUUCACUCUCCAAAUCAGAAGACAAUCCAAUUAUUGACUCAUAAAUCCUCUCCAUCACCCACUCUGACAAUUGAAGAUCAAGAAAUGCUUCGGGAUGUAAGUAAGAGGAAACUGACACCAGGCAUAAGCAAGAGUCAAGAAUUUGACACUGCAAAGACCAGGUUAAGCAAGCACCACAGGUUGAGUAAGAGUAGCAGCCACUCCCCAACAAGCGAAACUAAAAAGAAUCCUUUCCCUAUCAGGAGGCCGUUAUCUGUACCCAUAAUAGAUUUUGAUAUUGACCGCAUGAAAGCUUUGGAUGUCAUCGACCGAGUGGACACAAUUCGAAGCGUGUAGGGUCAUAACAGUGUUGCUCAGGCUUUGGCAAAGCGGCCUUGUUUUGUGUAGGCAGUCAACAUCCAUCUGUUCUGCUGCAUCUUUUUGUUUAGGCUUCUUUAACUUGGUUGCGAUCAAGAUGCUGUUUUGAGUUGUGAGAUAGGGACACAAAGUGACCAUGGGUGAAAAUGUAUUGAGCAAAGGGGGUCUUGAUUGUGAGAUCUAUUGGAUAAUAUCGAGCGAGUAGUGUUCAUUGGUGCCAAAUGUGUGUACAGAAUGCUUUUACAGUCUUGCCAAUAGUUGUUAGUUAUGCUUCUUCUUCUCUUCGGUAAAUCAACUAAGUUUGAAUCUCUUUCAGAAGCUGCGGUUGAUUUCAGGCCAAGAAACAAACUGCCGCUGCUACCAUGUCAGCGUUUUUGCAAUCUUUAAUCUCAUGAGGGGUUUGGAUUGUUCCUAUUCA
This is a messenger RNA of Diospyros lotus (date-plum), 3210 nucleotides long. Its product is annotated as protein PSK SIMULATOR 1. The record is from RefSeq and is a predicted model, not a curated record. The transcript has 13 exons. The coding region runs from base 828 to 2771 and encodes 647 amino acids. Gene Ontology annotation, biological process: positive regulation of growth. Lineage: Eukaryota; Viridiplantae; Streptophyta; Magnoliopsida; Ericales; Ebenaceae.